CUCUCUGUCUGCCUCCCCAAGGAGCCUCCCCAAAUCCACCCAUCAGGGAAGAGGUUGUCCCGCCCACGGCAGGAUGGUGCCACCCCCUCCCACCAACAAGCCGCACGUAUGCUUGUCCACCAUUGUCAUCAUGAGCAGCAUGGCGCUCAUGGAUGCGUACCUCGUCGAGCAGAACCACGGCCCGCGAAAGAUCGGCAUCUGCAUCAUGGUGACCGUCGGUGACCUCUGCUUCCUCAUCGUGCUGCGAUACGUGGCGGUGUGGGUCGGGGCUGAGGUAAGGACGGCAAAACGAGGCUACGCCAUGAUACUUUGGUUCCUUUACAUUUUCGUCCUGGAGAUUAAGGUGUAUUUUGUAUACCAGAACUACAAGGCUGACCGUAAAAGCCUGGAUGCCUUGGCUCGGAAAGCUCUGACACUCCUGCUGUCCAUCAGUAUUCCCGUGCUGUUCGUGAUUCUGGUUGCUAUCGACCACAUGGAGUACGUGAAGGCUUUCAAGAAGAAGGAGGAGAUCAGAAACCGUUUGUUCUGGGUGGUGGUGGAUCUGUUGGAUGUUCUGGACAUCCAGGCCAACCUGUGGGAGCCACAAAAGAAAGGGCUUCCUCUCUGGGCAGAGGGACUGAUGUUUUUCUACUGUUAUAUUCUUCUUUUAGUGCUGCCCUGUGUGUCUCUGAGUGAGAUCAGCAUGCAAGGCAUCAACAUCAGUCCUCACAAGAUGAUGCUCUACCCCAUUCUGAGUUUGGUGACUAUUAACAUUGUCACUCUCUUCAUCCGUGGAGGGAAUAUGCUCCUCUAUAAGGACAACAGAGUGUCUGGGAUACUCAUGGCCAAGAACUUCCUAGCCAUCGUUCUGAAGACGUGCAGCUUUGUGCAGUAUAGGAGACAGUUGCAGAGCACCCCGCCUGGGUUUGGAGUGGAAUUACAGAAGAACUCUGUGGCGUCCGGUCGAUCCAUACAGACGCCUCCACAGGUAGCGCUGCAGGAGCAAAUGCCGCUGCCUGAGGUCACCACGUGUGAACAUACGUGA
Sinocyclocheilus anshuiensis is the source of this 1024-nucleotide messenger RNA. Its product is annotated as transmembrane protein 121-like. The record is from RefSeq and is a predicted model, not a curated record. The transcript has a single exon. Lineage: Eukaryota; Metazoa; Chordata; Actinopteri; Cypriniformes; Cyprinidae. Bases 74 to 1024 code for a protein of 316 amino acids.